GUUGCAUUUUCCUUACACCAAUUCUGUUUAAAUAAAUAAAAAAGAAAACAAAAAAAUGGCUAGUGUAUCUCGUAAAAAACUAAGUGAUCUUAUUCUAGACGAACCCAUCGAUUUCGUUGUGACUGCAUUAAUUCUCUCCAAAACCGAUCCAAAUAUAUUUCAACAAAAAGAAUCCACCGAACAACGUGGUGUGAUUUUAUUCACCAUUCGAGAUGGUAAAAAAUCUAUAACAAAUUGUAAAUGUUGGGCAUCUAAAGAGAAAAUCGAAGAAUAUCAUCGUAAGUUUAAUAUAAAUGAUGUUAUUGAUAUAAUUUGUGCUAGAGUUGUUCCAAUUCGUAAUAACGAACAAGAACAACAUUUCCAGCCAACCGUUACUUUGCCAUUUCAAUUGGUUUUAAAUGAAGGCAUUGGCUUCAUAGAAGAACAUGUUGGCGAUACCAAAGAACUAUUGAGUCUUUCGAGAUUAUCCAUUCGACCAUUGAGUAGUGUUUUGAAUUUAUCUGAUAUAAGUUCGACAAAUGUUAAUUUCAAAGGUCAUUACGUUGAUUUACUUGUUAUUAUUGCUCUAAUGAAACCGGUAAAAGAGGUUAGGGCGAAGUCUGGUUAUCCACUAAAGUGUUUAGAACUUGUGGUCAUUGAUAAGAGCCUCCCUAGCGGAAUGGUUUUGACAAUAUGGAAUAGCAGUUGGAUUGAACGAUCACAGAAAAAUUGGAAACAAAUGAAAACGAUUUUGCAUUUGAUUGAUGCUCGAGUUGGGUAUCAGGAAUUUCACAAGACAACUACUUUGGGUUUGAGUUCAAGAAGUUUGGUUUUUGAAAAUCCUGUUGGAAAAGAAAUGGAAGUAUUGGCAGAGUAUGCCAACAAUACGCCAUCUGUUGAUUUGGAUAUUUUUGGAAGAAGUCUUCGUGAUACUUUACCUGAUCCGAGUUCUAUAAAAACUCCAAUGACUGUCAGACAAAUUUAUGAUCAUGCAGAGGCUUCAACAAAGGAAGAAUCAGAUGAAUUUACAGCUGUGCUUCUAGCGACCGUUACAAAGCUUGAUUUAGACGGUUACACGUCAGUUAUUGCUAAAAAAUGUCAAUCCUGCGGUCAUCGAAUGCUUCGUGACCAAUACAUUUGCGACAACGAACAAUGCCAGAUGAGUUUUUCCUUCAACUAUAGCGGUGAUAAGUUUACCCGCUUCAUCGAUAUAAAUAUUCAUUUCAGUGACCAUACUGGAACCUUGGUUGAAAGUCGCAUCACUGGAGCAAUUGCAGAUCAAAUUUUUAAAACAACAACAGACGAGUUCGUACGAAGCAAUGACAAACAAAAAGAAACUUUAAAAUGGAAGUUUCUCUUGGAGAGAUUCGAAGUGAAAUUGUUAGUUAAAAAACCUACUCCAGUUCGUCAAAAUUUGUAUGUUCAAGUGAUUGAUAUGCAAAAGUUAAGUUUGAAAGAAUUUUCAGAAAGAAUUGCAGUUUAUUAAUAUUUUAUUGAAAUAAAUUAAUAAAUUAAUCAAUUGAUUUAU
Molecule: messenger RNA, 1507 nt
Organism: Episyrphus balteatus (marmalade hoverfly)
Lineage: Eukaryota; Metazoa; Arthropoda; Insecta; Diptera; Syrphidae
Gene: hdm
Product: protein hold'em
Exons: 3
Coding region: 56-1465 (469 amino acids)
Biological process (GO): resolution of meiotic recombination intermediates
Molecular function (GO): single-stranded DNA binding; single-stranded DNA 3'-5' DNA exonuclease activity
Source: RefSeq, a predicted model, not a curated record